AUGGGGUCUUCAUACCCACAAGUCAAAGGCAAGAACAGAAAGGUGACAGAAGAAAGAAGAGACACGAAAGUCACCACUGGAAAUGUUCAGGAAGCAAACACGCCCCCUCAGACCCUUUCACACACGGUGGCUGUGGAGCCAUCUAUGAAAAAUGGCCCUCUGGUCACCCUCUGCCUGGAACCAGACCGCACAGCUCAGGUGGAGUCUGGCUCUCAACCCCCUGGGCAGGUGGUCAGUACAACUAGGAGCAUGUCCAAGGUCACAGAGUGCCAGGAGGUGGCGCUGGUCACUCCCAGCUCUGGGCAUUUAAGUUGCUGGGCCCACGCACGGCGCCCUCCUCCCCCACGGGCGGCAGGCGAUGGAGGCGGGCAGGUGUCCCGAGACCCUGGCCGUCCGCCUGAGCCACCGCUAGGCGUCCAGAGGGCGCCAGGAGGCCGGCAGGAGGAAGGACGGGGCGGGCACAGGCCCGGGGGGCGGGGCUGCGGGCGGCCCCUGAACUCUGCGCGGCCCGAGCGUCUCCUAGGUGUAGGCAGCGCCCCCAGCGCGGUGGGCGCGUAUCCGUGGUCGACGGUCUCCGGGCCCACUUCCCGGGAGAUGCGGCUGAAGACCGGAAGGAUGGCGCUACUUCUCUUCAACACGUCUAAGGAUCCCUGUUUGCAUCAGUUUGUGGUAGCGAGAAGCUGGAGGAAACCAUGGCUGAGGAAAGAGUAAGUAAAAUGAGACAAGGGCACCCAAAAACCUGUUAUCUAGGAUGAAGAAGCAGUAAUCAUACAGCACCUGUGUACAUCUUGAAAGUGAUAUUAUUGAGUGGAAACUAAUAGGGAGAACCUGAUUUAUAGGUCUAUAUAAUUUAUAUAAUUUAUAUAAAGUAAGACUGUAUAUUUGUAGGAGUAGGAAAGGAGG
Messenger RNA from Acinonyx jubatus (cheetah), 903 nucleotides. RefSeq lists its product as uncharacterized. The record is from RefSeq and is a predicted model, not a curated record. The transcript is spliced from 4 exons. Bases 1 to 711 code for a protein of 236 amino acids. Lineage: Eukaryota; Metazoa; Chordata; Mammalia; Carnivora; Felidae.